This is a messenger RNA of Fonsecaea monophora, 891 nucleotides long. RefSeq lists its product as hypothetical. The coding region runs from base 1 to 891 and encodes 296 amino acids. NCBI's taxonomy places the organism in Eukaryota, Fungi, Ascomycota, Eurotiomycetes, Chaetothyriales, Herpotrichiellaceae. The record is from RefSeq and is a predicted model, not a curated record. The transcript has a single exon.
AUGGCAUACAUCGAGAAAGCAAAGCUCGCAUUGGUUAUUUACCAAAUUCUCAAACUUUCCUCAUCCAAUGACGAUGUCGCGAGCGGCCAGAAGAGCCGGAACGCAAGAAUUUGGCAGCUUGAGUCAGAGCUCAAAGACUGGCGUCUUCAGCUCCCCAUGGAACUGACAUCAUAUGAUGCGGCUUUGAAUUUGUUCGAAGGUGCAGAUAGGUCCUUGCAGAUGACCAUGUCGACAUUACUUCUGACACAGCUCAUGGCUGUGGUAAUGCUACACAGGAGUGAGGCGUCAGCUACCAACUGGCCAAAGUCCUCACAGAUCGGGGGCGAUUGGUUCGACGAUAUCGAGGCCCUGGAUGCCCAGGGACAUACCAGGUCGAUCAGGCAAGCUGCCCACGAGAUCACCACCAUUCACGAGACUUUGCACGAGCAACAGCUGACUGGUUCACUCCCGCCGACUUGCGUGGCUACGAUUUGUACCGCUGUGUUUGUCCAUCUCCUAGACGCCAGGUCAACCGAAGGGCCUAUACGUGAAGCAGCCUUGAAGCACUUGGACACUUGUCUGACCAUUCUACCUGAACUUGGACAAGUCAACGAGGCUGCCAACGACAUAGCGAGGCUUAUUGUGCCUGCUGUUCAAGCAGUCAGAGCCUCGUCUGCGCCGGCGACUAGUAAAGAGAAUGCUACGUCGCCAACCCGUCCCACAGGCCUCAACCGCCCACAAUACACGAAUGGUGCUUCGCUUGACACACCCAGCUUUAUGGAUGGAGUUAUGCCUGAUCAAGCGCCGAUCAUCAACGGUACCCUGAGCCCGUGGGACCUGUUUGGGUCGGCACUUGAAUUUGGCGGCCAGGACCCAUUCUUUGGGAUUGAGGGCAUUUUCGACCCUGAAUAA